AGCAUUUGAAGCACGAUGACACCUCCAAGCUUUGCUGUGUAUUUCACAUGCCUGUUCUUGGCAAAUAUGGCUCAUUUGUCAUCUUUGAAACAAUUAUCAUUAUAUUUUGAAUCAGCUGAUGUUGGGGACAGUGUGACUUUGCAGUGCGUCUGUCAGGAUGAUGAGGCAGUGAUGUUUUACUGGUACAAGCAAACUCUGGGUCAGAAGCCAAAGCUGAUGUCUACAUUAUAUAAACAUAACAACAACGGCAGCUUUACUGGUGAAUUUAACAAUCCACGUUUCUCACUGGACACUGGAAACAGGGAAAAUACCUUGAAGAUAUCACAUUUGCACAUUUCAGACUCAGCUACUUACUACUGUGUACGUAGCAACUUAUAUGAGUUUGAAUUUUGUGAGGGCACGACUGUCACUGUGCAAGAUUCAGGUUUGAACAUCCAGGCUUCGGUCCAUCAGUCCGGAUCUGAGACCAUCCAGCCAGGAGGCUCUGUGACUCUCAACUGUACAGUACACACUGGGACCUGUGAUGGAGAACACAGUGUUUACUGGUUCAAAGACUCUGAAGAAUCUCAUCCAGGACUCAUUUACACUCAUGGAGGCAGGAAUGAUCAGUGUGAGAGGAAAUCUAAUACACAACCACACAUUUGUGAUUACAACUUGCCGAUGCAGAGCCUGAAUCUUUCUCAUGCUGGGACCUACUACUGUGCUGUUGCUUCAUGUGGACGCAUACUGUUUGGAAACGGGACCAAGCUGGACGUUGAGGACGGUGCGAGCUCUGUUGUCUUGGUGUACUUCUUGAGCGGAGCUUUGGCGCUCACCUCCAUCCUGGUUGUUUUUUUGGCAUUCUCAGUUUACAAGAUUUACAAAAGAAACUUCCAAUGUACAGACUCAGCAACCUCUACUCCAAAUGCAGAGUUAUGUCAAGAUGCAGAAAACCUUCAUUAUGCUGCUUUAAAGGCUCCUACGGUCAACAGAUCGAGAAGACAGAGGGAUGACACCCUGGGUGAAUGUGUGUACUCCAGUGUAAGGCAGUAGAGCUGGACGUGUUUCAUCUCUUCUUCGUUGGAAUUAUUUUUUGAAUCACCAGCAUUUCUGUCAAUAUGAUUUCACCUACAUUUGCCUUUAAAUAAACUAAGCUCCUAAAUUAAAAAAAAAAAACCCCACCUGUCUUCUGUUAGAGGGCAAAAGUCGUCACAGAGUAACCGCAGAGCAUUGUUUGUGGGUUGUUUAUUCUACAUGUUGCCACAAACACAGAUAUGCAAGAGGCUUUUUAUAACCUCUGUGCAGUUGACAGUAAAAGAGAAGAUCUCAGACCCUGUCAUGUUUCUGUCUUUGUCUCUGUGGUUUCCAGGAGACUACAUCAGUAGACUGAGGUCGGUUUGUUGUCUGUGCUACCAGUCACACACAAACUAUAUUCAGACAGGUGAAUAUGAAAUUAAACUAUCAGGGAGAAAGUCAUUGAGUCAGUGUGUGUGUGUGUGUGUGUGUGUGGCUUUACAGUAGAUUAGAAUAAAAUCUUUGUGGCUUUUUAAGUUCAGCGCAUUCAGUUCGCUGUGGGCCUGACAUGAUGGAAAUCUGCUUUGAGCUUGCGCAGCAGUCACUGUUAAUGCGUUUACACGCCAGCAGAGAAGGCUGUGAUGUCAACUGCAGGACUUCAGUGGUGUAGGUGUGUGUCCACCCACUGACAGCGGUGGAUGGAUUACAUCAUACAAAUAGAAAACAACAGUUCAUUAAUCAUUAAUAGUAGUAUUGCUCUUAUUUAUAAUUAGUGUAGUUCCUCCAAAUCAUAUUUCCGGUAUACGUGGCGACAUAACCACGUUUUAAAAAGCUUAGCUGCAGGAAUUGAAGAGUUACGGAGGCAGGCAAAUUUAGGAGGACCUAAAAUAAAGAUAGUUUCAAUCAAGUUUGUUCAAGAGGGAGAGAAAGUUAGUAAGACAACAAGGAGGCAAGGCAGCUUAGAGGAUGCUUGUGAUUGGGAAAUGGAGGUAGAUUUAGGAGGAAAGCUUGUUGUUCCCCAGGAAAUAGCCAGUACAAAGCUAAGGCCUGACAUAGUCUUGUGGUCUAGGAGUAGAAUGAGAGUAUAUUUCAUAGAGCUGACUGUUCCGUGGGAGGCUUCAGUUUUAGAAGCAUAUGAAAGGAAGAAGCUCAGGUAUGCAGAGUUAGGGGCAGAAGCAGAGCAGCGAGGAUGGAAAGUUAGGAUUUGUCCAGUGGAAGUAGGAUGUAGAGGAUUUGUAGCAAGGUCUGUUGUUUCUUUGGUGAGGGAGUUAGGAGCAAGUGGACAGAGUGUGAGGAAAAUAGUAAAGGACAUGUCAGAUGAGGCAGCAAGAUCCAGUCAGUGGAUUUGGAUGAGAGGAAGUAAUGGUAGCUGGGGGCCCAGCAGGGGGAGCACUUAGGAUAGACAGACUCUUGGGGGAAGCAAGGAAGAAAUCCAGGAAGAGGAAGUGUUUUUAAGUAGGGGGUGUGGCCUGUGUGAGCCUCUUUGAGACCAUGCGGUUAGUCCAGGUGAGGUGGCCUGUAUUGUUUGCUUGUAUUGUUUGAAUUGGUUUGUAGUGUGUCUUUGGCUGUUUAGGUGAGUAUGUUUGUUUUAGGUGAGUUGAAUGGUGUGGUGUUGGAGAGCGGAGGGGGGGGGGUGUGUCGGUGUCGUGGGACCAACUACACGAAACAUUGGUGAAAGCAGGUUCUCACCUGAUGACCCCAAAGACAUGUUAGUUAUCACUGCUCAUUAGUCUGUAUAGCUAAAUUAAUAGUUAUCAUAGGACAUGUUAAGCUUAGGGAGCUAUUCACUGAGUCUGGGCCAUUUUCUGUAGCACACGUUUCUUGUGUUUACCUUAAAACAGUAAUGAACCUUCAUUUUUUCGUUUAUAACAGACUGAAGUGUGUUUAAAGCGUGUGGACUAGGUUUCUGAGGCUGUUUUGAAUAUAACUGAUAUUGUUAUUGACAUAAAGAGAUAUGUGUAUGGUGCAACUAUCAAAGUUGCAUUUCUUCCAUGAGUCACAUGUUGCAACUUCAUCACAGAAACAGGAUAAACCUUUCAGUGUCAGCGUAGCAUUCUUGUGGUCAGCAGUCAGAGAAGAGAUCUUUCUGUAUAUUGGUAGAGUUGGGUCACGUGCAUGUGUCUAAGAGCCUUUGUGUUUGUAUGUAGGUGGUUUGAGGCAGGAUGUCCUCAUUUUGUUGCAAAGAACCAGUGGAACUCCA
Seriola aureovittata is the source of this 3193-nucleotide messenger RNA. RefSeq names its product immunoglobulin kappa light chain-like. Lineage: Eukaryota; Metazoa; Chordata; Actinopteri; Carangiformes; Carangidae. The record is from RefSeq and is a predicted model, not a curated record. The transcript has 5 exons. Gene Ontology annotation, biological process: response to bacterium. The coding region runs from base 16 to 1032 and encodes 338 amino acids.